Molecule: messenger RNA, 189 nt
Organism: Alternaria viburni
Lineage: Eukaryota; Fungi; Ascomycota; Dothideomycetes; Pleosporales; Pleosporaceae
Exons: 2
Coding region: 1-189 (62 amino acids)
Source: RefSeq, a predicted model, not a curated record
AUGUCGUAUGCUGAGGGCAGCCAAAGGAAGAUGUACGCGUGGCGAGGAGAAUAUGCUCGCGAUGUUGCUACGAAUGAGCUGCAGGAAGUCAAGAUCAAGCUUGAGGCCAUAGUCUUCAUCGUCUCGCUGAUCAACUUCCAACGGUGCGCUACGCCAAUUUUCUUCGAGCGUAAUAACAAGGCGUUUUAG